ACUGUAAAACAAUUAAUGACGCAUCACGCAUCUGUAGAAAGAAUGUGCAAUGGCUAUAAAUUGAGACCAAAAUGCGCCAUUAAGCAGAAUCAAGUGCUAGUGACCAAGUUUGAUACAAACACAAUUCCCUCUCCUUCAUCGAUCCUUGGUUUUGAGAUCAUGAAGCUGUUUGGUAUUGCAAUACUACUCUCAAGCCUCUUGGUCCAAGAAGCAAGCUUAGUUGUUGGGGACGUUGGCACAGCUAAUUCCUAUGGACCCCCCUAUCUACCGACUGCUUGUGAUGGGAGCAAGAGAGAGCAGUUUCCGCCGGGAAAUCUGUUCGUGGCGGUAAGCGAAGGGCUGUGGGAUAACGGAGCAGCCUGUGGAAGAAGAUACAGAAUAAGGUGUGUGAGUGGAAACAAUAGGCCUUGCAAAUCGGACAGUGUUGACGUCAAAGUGGUUGACCUGUGCAAGAAAUCGCCAUGUCCUAACACAAUUCUCUUAUCAAAAAGUGCCUUCGCUACCAUCUCCCGCUUCCAUCAUGCUGAUAUCAACAUUGAAUAUGUCGAGAUAUAAUACAGAAUCUCAUAUUCGGCUCAAGGAAUAAGGCAGCUUUUAAGUCAGAAUACUGCUAGCAGAAUGUGUGGAUUUCUAUCGUGUUAACUUAAUUAGACAUGAAUAUGAUGCUAGUUUGUAAUACACUAGAAUGUUCAGCAUAAAUUUAACAGAAAUUAUGCUUACUGGUACUUACGAUUUGAAACAUUUACAUAAGAAUAAUUUCAGCACCAAGAACCAACAUUGUGUGACUGAUUGACACAAUGGUGCAAGGGCAUUUUUCUAUGGCAUUCCCGCUGAGAAGCGUUCUCAAUAAGCUAACAAGUGAUCAGAAUA
Messenger RNA from Prosopis cineraria, 870 nucleotides. Its product is annotated as EG45-like domain containing protein 2. The coding region runs from base 16 to 555 and encodes 179 amino acids. Lineage: Eukaryota; Viridiplantae; Streptophyta; Magnoliopsida; Fabales; Fabaceae. The record is from RefSeq and is a predicted model, not a curated record. The transcript has 3 exons.